AUGAUUAUGAAAUCAAAACAAAUGAUUAUUAUUGUUAUUUUAAUAUUAAUUUCUAUUGUUAAUGGUAGUCGAUAUAAUUAUAAUUGUCAUCAAUAUGAAAAUAGAGUUUACCAAUUAACAGUUACAUUUCCUGAUAAAGAACCACUUUAUUGUGCAUUAAGACUUCAGACACAUGGAAUGUUUGAUGAAUUAUUUAGUAUAGCAGGUGGAAAUAAUGCAGCUGAACUUGGUUCAAGUUUUGCAUUAAGUAAUCGUGUUGGUUACUAUAAAUGUUUAGCAGGAAAUAAAAUGCAUUUAACUGGUCUUGGAUAUCUUUAUAAAACUGAAGAUGUCGAAUUUUUAAAGGAAAAUGGUGCUGUUGUUAUUCAUGAUUAUAGUUUUCGUUUUCAUAAUGAUGGUAAAAAGUUGACUGGUCAAGUUAAAUUUGCUGUUUUUAAGAAUGGAGAAAAUCCAUUUACAACAAAUGAUAAACCAGUUUUUGUAGGUGAUAUUGGACAAGUUAAAGGUGAAUUAUUAAAAUAUCGAGAAUAUUAUAAGUUAUAA
Messenger RNA from Adineta steineri, 543 nucleotides. The record is from the annotation of a GenBank genome assembly. NCBI's taxonomy places the organism in Eukaryota, Metazoa, Rotifera, Eurotatoria, Adinetida, Adinetidae.